This is a messenger RNA of Baudoinia panamericana UAMH 10762, 1194 nucleotides long. RefSeq lists its product as uncharacterized. The record is from RefSeq and is a predicted model, not a curated record. Bases 92 to 760 code for a protein of 222 amino acids. The transcript is spliced from 2 exons. Lineage: Eukaryota; Fungi; Ascomycota; Dothideomycetes; Mycosphaerellales; Teratosphaeriaceae.
CGCGAUCAUGUUACCGCCUCUGCCGUCGAAUAGAUAGAAUUCUUAUUGUUGUUACGGCGAGAAGACCAACAGAAUCCUCCACAAGAGGCCGAUGGCCGUCGCAAGCCCUGCCGGCAACCCUACACCUCCCAGCGAGGAGCCCUCACGCAGCCUCUACGCGAACUAUGUCCCGAACGACCUUACAUACAAUGCGGAUUUCGAAGACAGCCUUAUAACGACCGUGUUGCACGGAGAGACAGGCGGCCGAACCCCUGGCAUACGUGUGUUACCCGGCAACAGCAUGGAGAUGGCGGAACAGGGUGUCUCCAUCCGCGCCAGCGAUGUCUCGCUCCAAAGCCUCCCAUUCAUCCCAGAACACGACCUUCCCUUGCCGCUGACCGACACGAGGCGUAUCUUUGCCUCGCCACUUUCUGGCAUUAACCUCACGCACCCCGGCGGAUAUCUAGAGGGCGGACCAGGGUUGGAUCCAGAAAUGGACACGUUUCCGGACGAUUUUAUCGCAAACCGCCCGCACAUCCACACAUCUGUUGAUCUGCACCGCGCGAUUCACGAGGAGGUAGAGAAAGCUACGGAGUUGUUGAGGCAGCGCUUGAGGCGGCGGGAGGAGGCACGGGAGACGAAUGAGCGGGUGGAGAGGGAGUUGAAGACGUUGAUGGAUGAGCAUAAGAUGGAGAUGAGGGUGCACGAGAAGUUGGCGGAGGAGCAGGCGAGAAAGAAGGAGAUUAAGGAGAAGAGGCGGAGGGAGAGGGAUGGUGGGUGAACUUGUGGCACAACGUUGGCUACGGCGCUUGCUCUCGGCAUCCAGUACGAGCGCAUGUCAGCUGCAGCCUCGUUUGCACAUCUCAAGCGUGUGAUCACUGCUUGGUUGAGUAGGCCCGAGAUCCUUUUCAGCUUCCGGUUCAGUAAAGGGCGGCUUGCAGCGGCAGCAGUGGGUCACCAGGCAGGUCCAGGUUUCGGUCAUGCUCGCCCUUCUCCGACAACUUGCUUGGCAUCAGCUUCCAUGAUCCGUUCGUCUACAGCCUACCACCAGCAAACGCUGCGGCGUCAAUCAGCCUUUUGAACCCAUGCGAUGCACGUCAAGACAAGACCAAUGCCACUGCAACCAAGGCAUAGUCCGCUCCGCCAAAAACCAUGAAAGGUUCGCAGGCCGCAGCAGUGGAAGUACGAGUGAGUGUGCUGUCACGCGGAGCGUCC